Molecule: messenger RNA, 1098 nt
Organism: Durusdinium trenchii
Lineage: Eukaryota; Dinophyceae; Suessiales; Symbiodiniaceae
Source: the annotation of a GenBank genome assembly
GCUUCCACCCAAAGCUUGACACUUGAAACACCCCGCGGCUCGCGACCCGCUGUCCAUGGCCGGCUCAGCAAUGGAGGCGGAGGAUUGUGAGGCGAGCGAAACUUUGAUCCUCGCAACCGAGGAGCUACCCAGCUCCCCUGCCGGCCAGCUGGGCGAAGCGCUUUGGCGGCGCCGCCUCCCUCUGGCGCUUGCGCUCCUCAUUGCGCUGGUGGCGCUGACUGGGCUACUGACCCGUACAAAGCCACAGGUCUUGGGAGGCGCAGUGGUGCUGCCACCUUCGGCGGUUGCCGGGGAUGGCACGCUGCCGCUGCUGGGUCUGGCACACGUGAGUGAGGGUGCAGUGGACGUGUUGUGCGUGAUUGACAUCAGUCAGAUGGUGGCGCGAAUCAACCUGAUGGGCCUCAUUAUCCCUGUCGCGAGUGAGGAGGCGGAACAGCAUUGUGCCAACUUCAUUUUGCUGAACGUGGUGAACGAUCUGCUCUUCAUCGGCCUUGUGGCAGAUAGUCUGACCCAAUGUGCCCACUCGCUGAACUUGCCUGCCAACUGUGCCGCGAACAUCGCGUCGAUCCUGGGGACCAUGAGUCUGAUCGCGCAAUCGGUCAAUCAGAUGGACUACACUUGCGUGAAGCGGGACAACAUCGCGGAAAAGAUCGACCAGAAGAAGGCAGAGAUUACCAAGGCGAAGCAGGACAUCCAGCGAGAUGUGCAGGAGAUGAGAGUACGGGACGUACGGGAAUUGGGUGGGGUGGUUGGAAGUUGGAAUGAUAUAUCGAGUUUCGCAUUGGUGAGGGAAGCUGAAUUUGACCCUCAGAACUUGCAUCGAGUUUGUGGAUCAAAUCAUAGUUUCUGAGUUUGGACACCUUGAUUGCCAACUGAUGUUUCUUGUGUGUCUUGCCUGCUGUUCAGUGGUGUGGGCAUCCCCCAUUUGGAGACAUCCUUUUGGCCACCAAACUUUUCAUCUUGGGAUGGGUAAAUCCAUGCCUCAAGAGCUCAGUUUGUGGCCAGAACAUUGAAGAGGUACCAUUUUAAUUUUCCCAUCAAGUCUGCUUUCCCAUCGAAAGACAGCACUGCGGUUGCAGAAAUUCCUCACCGAGCACG